Arachis ipaensis is the source of this 1758-nucleotide messenger RNA. RefSeq names its product putative flavin-containing monooxygenase 1. The record is from RefSeq and is a predicted model, not a curated record. Lineage: Eukaryota; Viridiplantae; Streptophyta; Magnoliopsida; Fabales; Fabaceae. Gene Ontology annotation, molecular function: NADP binding; flavin adenine dinucleotide binding; N,N-dimethylaniline monooxygenase activity.
AUCAAAUGAAGAACUAAUGAUUUUCUCAAAGUAUAUUACUAGUACAAACAAUCAAAUCAAAUUGCACCACUCCAAUCUUUUACUCUUCCUACUUCCAAUUCCCAUAAUCUCUCUCUGCCAAGAAUGGAGAAGCAAGUUGGGAUCAUAGGUGCUGGAAUCAGUGGCCUCAUUGCUUGCAAGUACAUGAAAGCAAAAGGGUUUCAUCCAAUUGUUUUCGAGGCCACAAACACCAUUGGAGGAGUAUGGACCAAAACCUUAAACUCCACAAAACUCCAAAGUCCCAAAGUGAUGUACCAGUUCUCAGAUUUUCCAUGGCCAUCUUCUGUAACACAAGAUUUCCCUGACCACAACGAGGUGCUAGAUUAUAUCAAACAAUAUGCCCAGCACUUUGACCUGAUUAAGCACAUCAAGUUCAAUACUCGAGUUGAGGGAAUUGAGUACCAAGGAGCUUCCAUGGAAGAGAUCCAAGCAUGGCAUCUAUGGAAUGGAACCGGUGAGGCUUUCAGCACAAGAGGAAAAUGGAAAGUAUCAGUGACGGAUACACAAAACGGUUUAAAUUCAAUUGAGGUAUAUACAUUAGACUUUGUGAUCCUCUGCAUAGGAAGGUUCAGUGAUGUUCCAAACAUUCCAGAAUUUCCUUCAGAUAAAGGACCAGAGGUCUUUGGAGGCCAAGUCAUACACUCAAUGGAGUAUGCUUCUAUGGAUUCUCAAACUGCAACUCAGUUCAUAAAAGGGAAGCAAGUCACUGUCGUUGGAUUUCAGAAAUCUGCUCUAGACACCGCAAUGGAGUGCUCUACAGUAAAUGGUGUUGAUCAUCCAUGCAGAGUGCUAUACAAAACAGAACAUUGGAACCUUCCAGAUUACCUGCCAUGGGGUAUUCCUCUGGCUUAUCUAUACCUUAAUCGUUUUGCUGAGCUUAUGGUUCAUAAGCCCGGCGAAAGCUUCUUCCUGAGUUUGGUUGCCACUCUUCUUGCACCUCUGAGAUGGGUGUUCUCAAAAUUUGUUGAAAGCCACAUAGAUAGGAAACUUGGGUUAUCAGAGGUUGGGAUGGUACCAAGUCAUAGCUUUCACCGAGAAAUCAGCAAUUGUUUGAUCUCUACUGUCCCUGAUAAGUUCUUUGAGAAGGUUAAAGAGGGAAGUAUUGUAUUGAAGAAAGCUCCAAGAUUUUGGUUCUCCAAAGAAGGUGUUGUGAUUGAUGGAGAAGCCUCUCCUCUAAAGACUGAUUUAGUAAUAUUAGCUACUGGCUUCAAGGGUGACAUCAAACUCAGAAACAUAUUUGUGUCUCCCACUUUCCAAAAUCUCAUACUUGGCUCUCCAAAUUCAACUGUUCCAUUAUACAGGGAAUGCAUCCAGCCAGAAAUCCCACAAGUGGCUGUGAUUGGAUUCUCUGAAAGUUUAGCAAAUUUGUAUACAUCAGAAAUGAGGUGCCGUUGGGUUGCAGAGCUUGUGGAUGGAACAUUCAAGCUACCAAGCAUUGAGGAAAUGAAGAAAGAUAUAACAAAAUGGGAUGAAUACAUGAAGAGAUACUCAGGGCAUUACUAUAGAAGAUCAUGCGUAGCUGCAUUGCACAUAUGGUAUAAUGAUCAACUAUGCAAGGACAUGGGUUGGAACCAUAGAAGGAAGAAAGGCAUCUUUUCAGAGCUAUUUCAACCUUAUGGUCCUCUAGAUUAUUCUUUUUAAAUGCCUUCACUUUCACAUAAAAUAUGUGUAAGUUUGAUUUAAUUCAAUAAUUUUAAGAGAACAUUUUCAUUGAUUUAA